CCACUUUAAAGGCAAUUGCAAAGAACCAAAGGCAAAGCAGAGCAUAAAAAAAAGUUACAAAAUAAAAAUAUUUUAAAAAACAACCCCACUAGGGUUUGACCGGAGAGGGAACAAAAUUGGGAAAUUGCAUCAAAACCCAGAGAGAGAUUAGUUCUUAGUGUGGGCAAUGAAUCGAGUAACCGCUUUUUGAUUUUCCCCCGUUUCGGUUGAGUCGCUUUCUCGCUUAACUCAUCAAGAUCUACCUUUCAUUUCUACCGUGAUCUUCGGAUUCUAGAGAGAGAAACAAAACAAUUUUUUACUAUUUGUUUUUGUUGUUAGUUAUUGCUUUUUUAAUUUUCUUUUGAACGUUGGGAUCGGAGGGCAAAAGAGGGGUUUUAUUAAAAAAGUAAAGAUUUUGGAGGGGUUCGAGCUGUGAGAGUGGUGGUUUUUUUUUUUGUUUUCAAUUUUUUUGGUAAUAAUUUGGAAUUUGCGAACGAAUUUUUGUUAAAAAUAUUGGGGGUUAGUUUUUUAUGCAAUCUGGUGGUGGUGGCGGAGGUGGGCCCAGCCGGAACCCGGGGGUGGGACCGGUGGGGCGGGCCGCAUCUACAUCGUCCGCAGCUUCUCCGUCAUCCUCGUCAUCCGCCGUUUCGACCCCUCAGCAGCAGCAGCAGCACCAGCAACAACAGCAGCAGCAGCAGCAGCGGCAGCAGAAGCAGCAGCAGCAGCAAAUAGCGUCUAGGCAGUCAUUACAACAACAACUUCUGAGAAAACCUGAAGGAAAUGAAGCCAUCCUAGCAUAUCAAGCCAGUGCCCUUCAAGGGAUGAUGGGGGGAAGAAAUUUUCCUUCACCUCCAGGCUCCAUGCAACCGCCUCAACAGGCCAGGAAAAUUUUUGAUCUGGCUCAACAACAUGCUUUUGCCCAGGACAGCCAGAAUAGGAGUCAAGGUAUUGACCAACGAAUGCUAACUCCUGUUCAGCAAGCUUAUUAUCAGUUUGCUUACCAGGCUGCUCAGCAACAGAGGACACUUUUGGCACAGCAGCAAGCUAAGAUGGCAAUGUUGGACUCUCAAUCUGUUAAGGAUCAAGACAUGGGAAUUGGAAAUUUAAAAAUGCAGGAACUUAUUUCCGUGCAGGCAGCUAAUCAGGCUCAGGCAUCAUCCUCUAAAAGCACAUCUGAGCAGCUUGGUUGUGUUGAAAAGCAAAUGGAGCAAGGACCACAGUCAGCUUCUGACCAAAGAAAUGAGCCCAAGCCACCUACCCAGGCAACAGUUAUUGGACAAUUGAUGCCUGGAAAUGUUUUAAGAGCCAUGCAGGCACAACAUGCUCAGCAAACUGUUCAAAACUCGGGAAACAAUCAACUUGCUAUGACUGCACAGUUGCAGGCAUGGGCACUUGACCAUAAUAUUGAUCUGUCUCAAUCUGCAAAUGCCAACUUGAUGGCACAACUCAUUCCACUCAUGCAGUUUAGGAAGGCUGCACAGCAAAAAACAAAUGAAAGCAAUAUGGGUUAUCAGUCAUCACCUGUGCCUCUGUCCAAGCCGCAGGUCACUUCUCCAUCAGUUCCAAGUGAGAGUUCUCCCCGUGGUAAUUCAUCAAAUGAUAUGUCUGGCCAGUCUGGCUCUGCAAAAACCAGGCCGACAGUUCUACCUAGUCCUUUUGGUUCAACUUCCAGUGCUGGGGUGGUUAACAAAGCUAACAACAUUGCAAUGCAGCAGUUAGCUAGUCAUGGCCGAGACAACCAAGUGCCUCCCAGACAGCCAGUUGCGCAUGGAAAUGGGAUGCCUUCUAUGCAUCCUCCACAAUCAUCUGCAAAUACUAGCCAGAAUGUUGAUCCAUCUUUGCCAGGAAAAAAUUCAUUAGGUGGCACAGAAAAAGUGCAAAUGCAGUAUCUUAAACAGUUAAAUCGAUCUUCUCCACAGCCUACUGCUCCUAAUGAUGGAGUAGCGGUUAACAAUUUACCACCACAUGGGGGAGCAGCUAACAAGAUGCCACAGCAACGUUUUGGUUUCACUAAACAACAACUUCAUGUUCUUAAAGCACAAAUACUAGCAUUUAGGCGCUUGAAGAAAGGAGAAGGUACACUUCCGCAAGAGCUUCUUCGAGCUAUUGUUCCCCCACCACUCGAGCUGCAGCAUCAGCAAUUUCCUCCUCUAGGUGGAAAUAACCACGACAGAAAUGGUGGAAAGAUUGUAGAAGAUCAAGUGAAGUAUUUGGAGUCAAAGGAGAAGGUUUCACAGGCUGGGGCAUCUACCAAUGGACAGAAUAAUACUAAAGAGGAAGCUUAUACUGGAGAUGAUAAAGCAACUGCAUCAACAGCUCAUGUGCAAGGUGCAUCAGCCACGGCCAAGGAAUUUUCAUCUACGGUACCUGCUGGGCAAGAAGAGCAGCAAAGCUCUGUCUUUUCUUCCAAGUCAGACCAAGAAGUAGAAUGUGGUCUUCCAAAAACUCCUGUUAGAAGUGAUUUUAGUGUGGAUAGGGGAAAGGCUGUUGCACCUCAAGUUGCUGUAUCUGAUGGAGGACUAGUUAAGAAACCUGUGCAAGCAAACUCUACUCCCCAGCCAAAAGAUCCUGGCUCUGCCAGAAAGUAUCACGGACCACUGUUUGAUUUCCCCUUCUUCACUAGGAAACCUGAAUUGUAUGGUUCAGCAAUAGCUAACAGCAAUAAUAAUUUAACUUUGGCAUAUGAUGUCAAAGAUCUUCUCUUUGAAGAAGGAAUGGAAGUACUUAGCAAGAAAAGAUCAGAAAAUUUGAGGAAGAUUGGUGGCUUACUAGCAGUAAAUUUGGAGAGGAAAAGGAUUAGGCCCGAUCUUGUUCUGCGACUGCAAAUUGAAGAAAAAAAGCUUCGACUUAUAGAUCUGCAGGCACGUUUGAGGGAUGAAGUUGACCGGCAGCAACAAGAGAUAAUGGCAAUGCCUGACAGACCAUACAGAAAAUUUGUCCGUCUCUGUCAGCGUCAGCGUAUUGAGCUUGCCAGACAAGUACAAGCUACUCAGAAGGCCCUGAGAGAGAAGCAAUUGAAAUCCAUCUUUCAGUGGCGUAAGAAACUCCUUGAGGCUCACUGGGCCAUCCGUGAUGCACGAACUGCUCGCAACAGGGGAGUUGCCAAGUACCAUGAAAGAAUGUUAAGGGAGUUUUCAAAGAGGAAGGAUGAUGAUAGGAAUAAAAGAAUGGAGGCCUUAAAGAAUAAUGAUGUUGAAAGGUACAGGGAGAUGUUGAUUGAGCAGCAAACAAAUAUCCCUGGAGAUGCUGCAGAGAGAUAUGAAGUUCUUUCAUCAUUCUUGACGCAAACUGAAGAGUAUCUUCAGAAGUUGGGAAGUAAGAUAACAGCUGCCAAGAAUCAGCAGGAAGUGGAGGAGGCGGCAAAUGCUGCUGCAGUUGCUGCACGGUUGCAGGGUCUAUCAGAGGAAGAAGUUAGGGUAGCUGCAACUUGUGCUGGAGAGGAAGUAAUGAUAAGAAACCGAUUCAUGGAAAUGAAUGCACCUAGGGAUGGUUCAUCUGUUAGCAAGUAUUAUAAUCUUGCUCAUGCUGUGAAUGAAAGGGUCAUAAGGCAACCAUCAAUGCUACGAGCUGGAACAUUACGAGACUAUCAGCUUGUUGGUUUGCAGUGGAUGCUUUCUUUGUAUAAUAAUAAACUAAAUGGUAUCUUGGCUGAUGAGAUGGGUCUUGGGAAGACUGUUCAGGUUAUGGCAUUGAUUGCUUAUUUGAUGGAAUUUAAAGGAAACUAUGGUCCACAUCUUAUAAUUGUUCCAAAUGCUGUUCUGGUAAAUUGGAAGAGUGAGCUCCAUAAUUGGCUGCCAUCUAUAUUAUGCAUCUAUUAUGUCGGAGGAAAAGAUCAACGUUCAAAAUUAUUUUCUCAUGAGGUUUUGGCAAUGAAAUUUAAUGUCCUUGUGACAACUUAUGAAUUCAUCAUGUACGACCGGUCAAAACUUUCUAAAAUUGAUUGGAAGUACAUCAUAAUUGAUGAAGCACAGCGAAUGAAAGACAGGGAAUCUGUUUUAGCUCGUGAUCUUGAUAGGUACCGCUGCCAAAGGCGUUUACUUCUCACUGGGACACCAUUACAGAAUGACUUGAAGGAACUCUGGUCACUGUUAAAUCUUCUCCUUCCUGAAGUGUUUGAUAAUCGCAAGGCAUUUCAUGAUUGGUUUUCACAACCAUUCCAAAAGGAAGGCCCUACACAUAAUGCAGAGGAUGAUUGGCUUGAGACGGAGAAGAAGGUUAUUAUCAUACACCGACUUCAUCAAAUUCUAGAGCCUUUUAUGCUUAGACGUCGUGUUGAAGAUGUGGAAGGUUCACUUCCUCCAAAGGUCCCAAUAGUUUUAAGAUGCAAAAUGUCAGCUAUUCAGAGUGCCAUUUAUGAUUGGAUAAAAUCAACUGGGACUCUUCGAGUUGAUCCUGAAGAUGAGAAGCGCAGGGUUCAAAAAAAUCCAAUAUACCAGGCUAAGGUGUACAGAACUUUAAAUAACCGGUGUAUGGAGCUUCGGAAGACUUGCAAUCAUCCUUUGCUUAAUUAUCCAUAUUUCAAUGACUUCUCCAAAGAUUUCCUUGUAAGAUCUUGUGGGAAAUUGUGGAUCCUUGACAGGAUCCUAAUAAAACUGCAGAGAACUGGGCAUCGUGUAUUACUCUUUAGUACCAUGACUAAGCUUCUGGAUAUCUUGGAGGAAUACUUGCAGUGGAGAAGACUUGUCUACAGACGAAUUGAUGGAUCAACUAGCUUGGAAGAUCGUGAAUCAGCUAUUGUUGACUUCAAUAGGGCUGACUCUGAAUGCUUCAUAUUCUUACUAAGUAUUCGUGCAGCUGGACGUGGUCUUAAUCUUCAAUCUGCUGACACUGUUGUUAUAUAUGAUCCUGAUCCAAAUCCUAAAAAUGAGGAACAGGCAGUUGCUAGAGCUCACCGAAUUGGACAAACAAGGGAAGUCAAAGUCAUUUACAUGGAAGCAGUUGUUGACAAAAUCUCUAGUCAUCAGAAGGAGGAUGAACUAAGGAGUGGAGGUACAGUUGAUUUUGAGGAUGAUUUUGCAGGUAAGGAUAGAUAUAUGGGAUCUAUUGAAGGCCUCAUAAGGAAUAACAUUCAACAGUAUAAAAUUGACAUGGCUGAUGAAGUAAUCAAUGCUGGACGUUUUGACCAGAGAACAACACAUGAAGAGAGACGCAUGACUUUAGAAACAUUAUUGCAUGAUGAAGAGAGGUAUCAAGAAACUGUCCAUGAUGUUCCCUCCUUGCACCAGGUAAAUCGAAUGAUAGCAAGAAGUGAGGAAGAAGUUGAGUUGUUUGAUCAAAUGGAUGAAGAACUGGAAUGGACUGGGGAGAUGACUUGUCAUGAACAGGUACCUAAGUGGCUUCGAGCCAGUACAAGAGAAGUGAAUGCUGCUAUAGCUACUUUAUCAAAGAAGCCAUUAAAGAACAUUUUAUUUACUGCUGGUAUUGGUGCUGAAUCCAAUGAAACAGAGACUGAGAGAAAAAGGGGGCGACCCAAGGGGAAAAAGCAUCCUAACUAUAAGGAAAUAGAUGAUGAGAAUGGGGCAUACUCUGAAGCAAGUUCUGACGAGAGAAAUGGUUAUUCUGGGAAUGAGGAGGGAGAAAUUGGAGAAUUUGAAGAUGAUGAAUUUAGUGGUGCUGUCGGGGCAGUACCUAUAAAUAAGGACCAGUCAGAAGAAGAUGGCCCACUUGGUGUUGGUGGUAAUGAGUAUGCCCAGACUUCAGAAAACAUUAGAAACAACCACAUGGUUGAAGAUGGUGGUUCUUCAGGAUCAUCAUCGGACAGUCGUAGACCAACGCAGAUGGUGUCUCCUAUUUCACCUAAGAAAUUUGGAUCUCUCUCUGCAUUAGAUGCUAGGCCUGGUUCUGUUGCAAGAAGGCUGCCCGAUGAGCUAGAGGAAGGUGAAAUUGCAGUAUCUGGAGAUUCUCACAUGGACCACCAGCAAUCAGGGAGUUCGGUUCAUGAUCGUGAUGAAGGUGAAGAUGACCAAGUUGUCCAACCCAAGAUAAAACGCAAGCGUAGUAUUCGAGUUCGACCUCGUCAUACUGUGGAGAGGGCAGAGGAGAAAUCUGUGACUGGAGUGCCUUGUCUCCAACGCGGAGAUUCAUCUUCAUUGCCUUUCCAGCUGGACCAAAAAUACCAAUCACAACUAAGGACUGAUACUGAAUCAAGACCAACUCGUGAGCGCAAUGCUUUCAAGCUUGAUCCAAAUGAUUCAUCUUCAAAAAGUAGAAGGAACUUGCCUUCAAGAAAAAUAGCUAAUACAUCAAAGUUGCAUGCAUCACCAAAGUCUGGUAGAAUGAAUUCCAAGUCUGCUUCUGCAGAAGAUGCUGGCGAACCCUCAAGAGAGAGUUGGGACAGUAAACUGGUCAAAACAAGUGGUCCUUCGAGUUUUGGUGCUAAGAUGUCUGAUGUCAUCCAAAGAAAGUGCAAAAAUGUGAUUACCAAGCUUCAUCGGAGAAUAGAUAAGGAGGGUCAACAAAUUGUACCACUUUUAACAGAUUUGUGGAAGAGGAUUGAAAACUCUGGUUACAUGGGUGGAAGUGGAAGUAAUCAUUUGGAUUUCCGGAAGAUUGAUCAGCGUGUUGACAGAUUAGAGUACAGUGGAGUUAUGGAGCUUGUUGCAGAUGUGCAGUUAGUGUUAAAAAGUGCAAUGCAUUUUUAUGGGUUUUCGCAUGAGGUCAGAUCUGAAGCAAGGAAAGUACACGAUCUGUUUUUUGACUUGUUGAAGAUUGCAUUUCCAGAUACUGAUUUUGGAGAAGCUAGAAAUGCUCUCUCUUUCUCUAGCCCAGUAUCUACUUCCACCUCAGGUCCCUCCCCUAGGCAGGUAGCCAUUGGCAAGAGACAAAAGCUGAUAAACGAGGUGGAAUCCGAUCCAGGCCUUACUCACAAGUCAUUGCAUCGUGGAUCCACUCAUGCUGGCGAGGACACAAGGGUUAGAAUGCACAUGCCCCAAAAGGAAUCCAGGCUUGGGAGUGGAAGCGGCAUUACCAGGGAACAAUAUCAACAGGAUGACUCUCUUCAAACUCAUCCAGGGGAUCUGGUUAUUUGCAAGAAGAAGAGGAAAGACAGGGAAAAGUCUAUUUUGAAGCCUAGGACUGGAUCAAUUGGCCCUGUUUCACCUCCGAGUAUAGGUCGCAGCAUUAGGAGUCCGGCAGCAGGAUCAGUCUCAAAGGAUACAAGGCCGACCCAGCAAACCACCCAUCAGCAAGGUAGGCCCAACCAGCCUGCUCAUCCGCCAAAUGGUGGUGGUGCGAGUGUUGGUUGGGCCAAUCCUGUGAAGAAGUUGAGAACAGACUCGGGUAAAAGGAGACCAAGCCAUUUAUGACUUUUUAUAGUAUCACCUAAUUGAAAAAAAAAAAAAAAAAAAAAGCAAAUUGCUGCCAUUUAGUACAAGCAUGGAGUGUAUUUUGUGGCCAUUCAUGGGCUGUACAAUUGCAAUUAGAUCAUACCAUUAAUGUAGAAUGUAAGUUCAUUGAUCCCUCAUUGUAUACCGGUCUUUCCAUGUUUUCAAUGCAAUAGUCCUCAUAUCUGCUCCUUGCGGGUAUGGUUAUGGAUUUGACAGCUGAGACUCUUUGUAAAGUUCAUUUUUUUAUAAAGAUGCACGAAUUAUCAGAUUU
This is a messenger RNA of Durio zibethinus, 7575 nucleotides long. RefSeq names its product chromatin remodeling ATPase BRAHMA-like. Gene Ontology annotation, molecular function: protein binding; ATP binding. Lineage: Eukaryota; Viridiplantae; Streptophyta; Magnoliopsida; Malvales; Malvaceae. Gene Ontology annotation, cellular component: nucleus. Gene Ontology annotation, biological process: regulation of DNA-templated transcription. The record is from RefSeq and is a predicted model, not a curated record.